AUGGAAAGCAAUCCACCGAGCAUAUCAGUACAUGCCAUCGCAGGAAAACGUGGCAUAUUCAGCAAAGGGCGAGACGGAACACGAGAUCUUGCUGAAGCAGCCUUUCACUUAGCAAUAGAGAAGAUUAACAACGACCCAACGAUCCUGCCCAACACAAAUCUCACAGCCCUGGUUCGGAAUUCCGAGUAUUUAGUGUACCCCUUCGGUAACAUCCAACAUGCUUGUAACUUAAUAUCCCGUGGAGUAGUAGCGAUAGUUGGACCCACGACGUCUUCAGACGUUAAGGCUGUAUACCCAAUUGCCGAAGGUCUGCACAUCCCACAAUUUGCGCCGUUUGCAACGGAUCCCACCUUAUCCCAGAAUCCUAAUACGUAUGGGUAUUUGUUCAAGAUGAGCGCUCCAGACAGUUGGCAGAGCCGCGCGCUGAUCGAUAUUAUUGCACAUUUCCGUUGGUCCAGAAUGGCCAUCCUGACUUCGUUGACAGACUAUGGAAUAAAUGGACUUCAAGAAUUUCAACGGAUAGCAAUAUUAAAGAACUGGGUGAUCUCGCACGUUGGUCGAUUUCUGCCAACCCAAAAUGCUUCCAGCGUAGACGCGAGGGAACAGCUGCUCACAAUUCGCAGUAAAGGGGUACGACUGGUGAUACUGAACUGCUUAGCGAUACACGCCAGAUAUGUGCUGAGACAGGCUGGGGAACUAGGAAUGACUCAGUCAGGCUGGGCGUGGGUGGUUACGGAUGGAGUCACAGCGCUGGAAGGACUUUAUGAAGACUGUCUCGAAAUACCGCCACAUUUGAUAGGAGUGAUAGGAACGAGACCUACCGUCGGUGAGGGCAUGCUGUUCACCAACUUUCUUGAAGCCUGGAAUACGGACCCAACUUCCAGUGGGAGUCGAGGAUUCGAGGUCAAUCACCAUUGUACUGAUCAGUUCAAUCCACCAUAUUUUCUAAAACAGAUGGCGUCCGUAUUGCGAACGUACGACUCAGUAAUUGCUAUAGGACAUGCUCUGCAUAACUACCUGACAGACGGACACAAUCUUAGCAUACCCGCUUAUCCAGCUAGAACGUGUUCGAAGAGAGACAUCGAGAAAUGGCGAGAUGGAGAAAAACUAAAGCAAUAUAUACGAAAAGUGCAAUGCAAUGGCACAAUGAAUUAUGUCAAUUUCACAGACUUCAACGCGCCCGAUGUGGCUCACUAUGAUAUCGUGAAUUUGAGAAACCGUGGUUUUGAAAAAGUGGGCGGAUGGUAUGGCGAAGGUGACAUGGAGAUAUCGACACGUGUGUUCUUCCCUGGAAAUACCCGAACAGUUCCGACUGAUAGUAAUCUUGAUCUCAGUAACUAUACUUUGAAAAUCACUACCAUAUUGGAUGAGCCGUUUGUUAUGAUGUCUGACGAUCCUACAAAAAAGGGCAACGAUAGAUAUAAAGGCUUUUGCAAAGAUUUAUUGGACAAAUUGCAGAGUAGUUUAGAUUUCAAAUACGAGAUGACCCUUGUUCCCGAUGGCCAGUAUGGCGCAAAAGACGAGGACUCAGACAGGGUUAGAUGGAAUGGCAUGGUUGGUCAGCUCAUCCAGGGAAAAGCCGAUGUGGCAGUGGCACCGUUCACAAUAAGUUACGAAAGGCAACAGUACAUCGCAUUCACCAAACCAUACUUGGACCUCGGACUGACCAUUCUAAUGAAAGUCAAGGAGCCAGAACGCAGCCUGUUUGCAUUUCUCGACCCAUUCAGCUAUGAUUUGUGGAUGGCUAUUCUGCUUGCCAUGUUGUUUGCCGGCAUGUGUGUUUCAGUCUGCAGUUAUCUCAGUCCCUAUGGCUAUUAUGGUGCAUACGUCCAGCGUCCCGAUUCAAGUGAUACCUCUACGUACGAUGCACGAAAUUCUAUGAAUCUUUAUAACGCUCUGUGGUUUUCAUUCGCUUCCUGGAUGCAACAAGGAGCUGAUUUCAAUCCAAGGUCGAUAUCUGGUAGAAUAGUUGGUGGAUUUUGGUGGAUGGCAGUCAUUAUCAUCACAGCAAACUACACAGCCAACCUAGCUGCUUUUCUCACUGUUGCUAGAAUGAGUACCGGAAUUAGUUCCGUGGAUGACUUGGCAAAACAAAGCAGCAUCCCAUACGGGACUGUGCAUAACAGUCAACCGGAAUCGUACUUUGAACAAGCCGGCGUAGAGCCUUACAAAAAAAUCUCAAACUCCAUGAUAAACGUGGACAACACGACGGAGGGGAUAAAAAAAGUGAAAGAAGGCAAUUACGCAUUCAUUUGGGAUUCGGCUAUAUUGGAGUACGCGGCGAAUAAGGAGCCAUGUGACGUACAGACCGUUGGCAGACUAUUUGGCAAAAUGGGUUAUGGACUUGGUUUGCCGCUUCACUCACAGCUCACAGACAUUUUUAGUUUAGAAAUUUUAAAGCUACGGCAAAGUGGAUACAUAGAGCAACUCUCGAAUAAUUAUUUCACGGGAAUCUGUGACAAAGAUAAGAAAACUAGCACAGAGAAAGCCGGCAGCCAAAUGAGUAUUAACAACAUGGCGGGUGUGUUUUAUUUUAUGUUUGCCGGUUUUGGGUUCGGUUUCAUUAUAAUGUUGGUGGAGUGGUGCUGGGCGUCAUAUAAAGAAACCACGUCGGUCAAGAUAGAGCCGGCUAAAAAGGGAGGAGUAAUGUCCCCAGAACUGUCUAGUAUUUAUAUGGAUAAUCUUAGUGUAACACUCAAUAGCAUGCCAUGUGGUUGUCUUAUUGGUGGUAAGUUAUAA
Saccoglossus kowalevskii is the source of this 2739-nucleotide messenger RNA. RefSeq names its product glutamate receptor 2-like. Lineage: Eukaryota; Metazoa; Hemichordata; Enteropneusta; Harrimaniidae. Gene Ontology annotation, molecular function: ligand-gated monoatomic ion channel activity; signaling receptor activity. Gene Ontology annotation, biological process: monoatomic ion transport. Gene Ontology annotation, cellular component: membrane. The record is from RefSeq and is a predicted model, not a curated record.